Messenger RNA from Dioscorea cayenensis subsp. rotundata (Guinea yam), 1576 nucleotides. Its product is annotated as signal peptide peptidase-like 4. The coding region runs from base 278 to 1450 and encodes 390 amino acids. The record is from RefSeq and is a predicted model, not a curated record. Lineage: Eukaryota; Viridiplantae; Streptophyta; Magnoliopsida; Dioscoreales; Dioscoreaceae. Gene Ontology annotation, biological process: membrane protein proteolysis. Gene Ontology annotation, cellular component: lysosomal membrane; lumenal side of endoplasmic reticulum membrane; Golgi-associated vesicle membrane. Gene Ontology annotation, molecular function: aspartic endopeptidase activity, intramembrane cleaving. The transcript has 13 exons.
AGUGCAAACAUGGAUUGAUAAUAGAGAAGACAGUGAGUUUGUUGGUGUUGGUGCUAGAUUUGGCACUCCAUUGGAAUCUCAAGAAAGGCAUGCCAAUCGAACCCGUCUUUUAAUAGCAGAUCCUCCUGAUCUCUGCAGUCCACCUAGGAAAAAGCUUUCUGGAGAAGUCCUAUUGGUACACCGGGGUAAAUGCAAAUUUACAUCAAAAGCAAAAGUUGCAGAGGCUGCUGGUGCUUCUGCUAUCCUUAUCAUAAAUAACUGUAGAGAGCUAUACAAAAUGGUCUGUGAUCGCAAUGAGACAGAUCUCAAUAUAAAUAUACCUGCUGUUAUGCUCCCUCAAGAUGCUGGUGCGAGCCUGGAGAGUACUAUCAAAAAUGGUGUUGCAGUUGCAGUGCAGUUAUACUCUCCAGACCGUCCUCUUGUGGAUACAGCAGAGGUGUUUCUAUGGUUAAUGGCAGUCUGUACUAUAUUGUGUGCUUCUUAUUGGUCAGCAUGGAGUGCUAGAGAAGCAUCUACCGAACAUGAGAAGCUGUUAAAGGAUGCUCCAGAAGAGUUGCUAAAGAUGGAAACCAGUGGCAGUGGUGUUGUGGACAUUAACACCGCGUCUGCACUUCUAUUUGUUGUGAUUGCAUCAUGCUUCCUGAUCUUACUUUACAAACGCAUGUCCUCGUGGUUUGUGGAGCUUUUGGUGAUUCUAUUUUGCAUUGGAGGAGUGGAGGGCCUGCAAACUUGCUUGGUGGUUUUGUUGUCAAGGUGGUUUAAACGCGCUGGAGAAUCAUUUAUUAAAGUGCCCUUCUUUGGAGAUGUCUCGUACCUUACUCUCGCUGUUUCUCCUUUCUGCAUAGCAUUUGCUGUCAUUUGGGCUGUUUAUCGCCGAAUAUCAUUUGCCUGGAUAGGCCAAGAUAUAUUGGGUAUUGCAUUGAUUAUUACAGUCCUCCAGAUUGUUCAUGUACCAAAUCUCAAGGUGGGUACUGUGCUUCUUAGUUGUGCCUUCCUGUAUGAUCAUCUUCUGGGUUUUUCUUUCAGGUGGUUCCAUGAAAGUGUGAUGAUUGUGGUUGCUCGAGUGAUAAAAACUGGAGAGGAUGUGCCUAUGCUACUAAAAAUCCCUCGAAUGUUUGAUCCAUGGGGCGGUUACAGUAUCAUUGGUUUUGGAGACAUCCUACUACCAGGCCUGUUGGUUGCCUUCUCUUUGAGAUAUGAUUUUUUGGCAAAGAAAAAACUUCGAAAUGGCUACUUCUUAUGGUCGAUGACCGCCUAUGGUGCUGGCUUGCUCGGCACAUAUCUUGCCUUGACUUUGAUGGAUGGACAUGGCCAGCCAGCCCUUCUUUACAUUGUACCAAUCAUGCUAGGCACACUGCUAAUGAUAGGGAAAAGAAGAGGCGAACUGAAAAAUCUCUGGACCAGAGGAGAACCGGAAAGGGCAUGCCCGCAUAUCCAAUCAACUGAGUAAGCGCAGCUGGCUUCGAUAUAUUUUGUACUAUGCACAAUAUAAAACAGACUGUUAUGAACCGUUUGACCUUGAAUUAUGUUCAUCAAAUUUUAGUAUAUUGUAAGAGUAAUCAUUGAGGGAGUUCAA